AUGUCAAAAUCAUUAAUCGAAGGCGUUUUCUGGAAUGUGAGGCGAUACCACACGAUUCAAAGAAUCUACGGAUCACCGACAAAAGCUGGCCAUUUAUUAGAAGAGCUUCGCGAAGAGUUUGAUAAUCUCCUACGGGAGACUCCUUGGCUUCGAAGCAAUAACGCCGUUGAGAAAUAUCGAGAAAAAUUGACAACAAUGCGAUUAUUCACUAUCGAUUUUCUGAUUUUUGGCUUGAAAGAAGGCUUAAAAGGAAUUAUCUCCGAUCUACGAUCGUUCAAUUCUUCAAACGGGAUGUUGACACUCAAAAAAAGUGAAAUUGUGAAAUUCGCUUCGCUUGGGUUUUAUGCAAUUUAUGCGCAAAGCGCUCCGGAGCCGCUUGGCGACCAAUUUAUGGAUGUUAUCUCGACACGAAAAUAUUCAUUGGCUAAUUUCAAAGACGGGCUUAUAGUCACCGACAACACUUAUGCUUUAUUGUCGCUUCAGAGCAACAUUGCCUCCAGAUAUGGAAGCUUUGGAUUCAAUAUUGCGCAUGAGAUUAUGCAUUCCUUCAUUUUCGAUCAACAUGACAAAUCGCCGUUGAAACAAUAUUCGACGCCAAACACCAAUUGUAUUCUGAGUCAGCAUUCGAAGACAUGCCAAAUGUUUCCAGAAGCGAAAUGCUCGACGACGAAUCGAACGUUCGAAGAAGAUGGAGCUGAUUUGAUGGGAUUCCGCCUAGUUUAUAACGUUUUUCGCAAAACCAAAAAUGCGAUUCGAAGAAAGAAAUUCUUGGAGCUAAUUGGCAAUGAGAAGCUGUUCUUCUAUGCAUUGGCAACCAUCCAAUGUGUGAAUCACCCAAAAAGAAUCGACACCAACGAUUUGCACUCAACAAAAUAUGCACGGGUCAAUAUGAUAAUGGCGCAAUCGGACGAGUUUGCGAAAGCAUUCAAAUGUAAGAAGACGGAUCGGAUGGUACGAAGCAAAGCGGACCAUUGCGAAUUAUACGGAGAACAUGGGCCGAUGACAAGGAAAUUGGUGUCACCAUUCGAUACUACUUUCGUGAACAACUCGAUCGAUCCAUGCGAAGAUUUCUAUGCGCAUGUUUGCCCGCAAAACGACUAUAGUUUUCGAGAAAGGCUCUAUUAUGAAUUGUCUGAUGAUGAUCAUCGAACUGAGCUUGAUUUCAUGACAAUCAAGGAUGUGGAUUUUCGGGUAACAUUCGAAGGAAAUGCCUCAUUAGCCGAGACGGAAUUAAUCGAAUUAUGUGAGACUCAAUUGGAAGAGUUCAAAAAAACUUUAUAUGUUUAUAUGAAGCGAGUGGCAAAGGAGAAGACUAGAAAACUUGACUGGAACAACAUGACGUGCACUUUAAUUGCAGAAAUGCUGAAAAAUGUCGAUUUUGAGAAUCUGGCAAAAAGGGCUCACAAAUGGAUUCGAGACGUUUUCAAUAAUGUUCGAAGGUAUUAUACGGUGAAACGAUUGUACGGAUCACCGACGAAAGCCGCGCACAUGUAUGAAGAUAUCAAAACUGAGUUGUUCGAAUUGCUCGAGAACACACCUUGGCUGAGAAGAUACAAUGCAACUGAGAUGUUCAAAACACAAUUGAAUCUAAUGAAAACUUACGAUUUCGGGUAUUUCGUCGAAGCGUUCGAAAAUCGUUUGAAGAGCGUCGUGCCGAAACUGAGAGAAUUGAAAGCCGACAAGGGUGUCGUUCGACUGGAACGAACUCAACUCGCCACAUUCGUUGCGUUGGGAUACGACGUGGUGUAUAUGCGAAAUUGUCCCGAACCAUUUCAGAAUUUCGCGAUGGAUUCAUUGGCAACUUCAAAACAUAAAUGCUCGACGACGAAUCGAACAUUUGAAGAAGAUGGGGCUGAUUUGAUGGGAUUCCGAUUGGCAUACAAUGUAUUCAAAAAAGCAAAAUAUGUGAAUCGAAGAAAAAUUUAUUUUGGGUACGCAGACGAAAUCGAUAAUGACAAAUUGUUCUUCUACUCAAUGGCAACUCAAUGGUGUGCACGGCGAUUGGUGAAGAAAAAAAGCGAUGGGGUGCAUUCGGUGAAAUACGCCAGGGUGAACAUGCAAAUGGCGCAAUUAGACGAGUUUGCGAAAACAUUCAAAUGUAAGAAGACGGAUCGAAUGGUACGAAGCAAAGCGGACCAUUGCGAAUUAUACGGAGAACAUGGGCCGUUGACAAGGAAAUUCGCGCAGAAUUUCUGA
Molecule: messenger RNA, 2196 nt
Organism: Caenorhabditis bovis
Lineage: Eukaryota; Metazoa; Nematoda; Chromadorea; Rhabditida; Rhabditidae
Source: the annotation of a GenBank genome assembly